GCUGCUGCCCGCUGCCCCUGCCCGCGGCCGCUGCCCGCUGCCCCUGCCCGCUGCCGCUGCCCCUGCCCGCUGCCGCCCGCUCCGCGCCCAGCCCGGCUCGCCCCGAGCCGUGCCGCUGCGGGCCGGCGGCGCGGGGAUGGGCGCGGGGCUGUGAGUGCGGUGUGAGCCGUGGCCAUGGGGAACAUCUCCUCCAACAUCUCCGCCUUCCAGUCCCUGCACAUCGUCAUGCUGGGCCUGGACUCGGCGGGGAAGACCACGGUGCUCUACCGGCUGAAGUUCAACGAGUUUGUCAACACCGUGCCCACCAUCGGCUUCAACACGGAGAAGAUCCGGCUGAGCAACGGGACGGCCAAGGGCAUCAGCUGCCACUUUUGGGACGUGGGUGGUCAGGAGAAGCUGCGCCCGCUCUGGAAGUCCUACAGCCGCUGCACCGAUGGCAUCAUCUACGUGGUGGACUCAGUGGACGUGGACCGGCUGGAGGAGGCCAAAACAGAGCUGCACAAGGUGACCAAGUUCGCCGAGAACCAGGGCACCCCGCUGCUGGUCAUCGCCAACAAGCAGGACCUGCCCAAGUCCCUGCCGGUGGCCGAGAUCGAGAAGCAGCUGGCCCUCCACGAGCUGACCCCUUCCACCACCUACCACAUCCAGCCCGCCUGCGCCAUCAUCGGCGAGGGGCUCACGGAGGGCAUGGACAAGCUCUACGAGAUGAUCUUGAAGCGGAGGAAGUCCCUCAAGCAGAAGAAGAAGCGGUAGAAGCCCCGCAGAGGCGGGGAGGGAUGGGGGAGCAGACAAAGGAACCGAGGGGGAGAGAGAACCAAAGCGAUUCUUUUCGGUUUAAUUGUUAAUGGGUUUUUUUUGUUUCCUCUUUUUUUUUUUUUUUUUUCUCCUUCUUUCCAAAUGAAAAGACAAUAGUGGCGAUAACAAAGCCGCUCCUGCCAGCCAAGCCCGGAGCCCGGCUGCGGGCAGAGCCGGGCCCCCCUCGCCCCCUCACCGCGCCGGGCUGGGGGCAGCGCCGGGGCCGAGACACCCCCCCCCCCCUCCGUCCUUCGGGACCACCGAGCUUUUGUGUGCCGGGGGCGAACAGGGCAGGACCCUGUUGAAGUGCAUUUGAGAGAAGCCCAGCGUGCUUCUGGAUCUUUAACGUGUGCAUUUGGGGGUGGGUGGGGGGGGUAGCAGGGAUGCGGUGGGGAGGGGUGAUGCCGAGGGGUGGUGAAGGCAGCGCCCGGGCUUGGCAAGGUCAGCAGCGAGGGGCUUCCAGCUGCGCCCCGGUGCCUGCCUGCAUCCCUCCCCCGCGUUUGUUGGUGGGAAUGGGUGUUGAAAGUGGUGGGAAGGGGGGGCUUGGACCAGCACGAAAAGUCUGGGGAGGUAUGUGGGUGAUGGGUAAGAAGACACCCCACCACCCCCAGCUGGCAUUUUAAGGCACGGAUGGGUGCAGAGAAAGGGCAGGCAGCCUUCAGCUCAGGGCGGGUGUAGGGCUGCGGCUCCCGGGGUGCUUCACAGCUGCUGACUGGUGCUGGGCUUUAAGCUGUUUGCUUAAAAAAAAAAAAAAAGAAGAGGAAAAAAAAAAAAGAAAAAAGGCAAAGGUUUUGGGUGAAUGCGGCUGGAAGCAUCGGGGGGUUGUCCAGGAGUCCCCAAGGCUCAGCUGUGUCAUCUUCUGAAGCAAAGCCCCGCUCAGGUCUGUAUUGCGCCCGGGCAGAGGCACGCUCAGGGGGGCUGCUCUGCUCCAGCUGGGGUGAUCCAAACUCGGGGUUAGUUAAUCAAAACAAACAAAAAGCGGUCCUGGUCACCGCACUGCUCCGUGGUCGGUGCAGAGGUCAGGGCAGCGCUUGCUGAACGCAGGUCUGAGGGGGUCGUGACAGGGCAGGAUGGAGGCAGGGGUCAUGGCAGGGCAGGAUGGACACAGGGGUCAUGGCAGGGCGGGAUGCACGCACGGCUGCCGGCACUGCCCGCUGGGAUGGCCAGAGCUGGCGAAAUCUCUGCUGGUAAGGGACUCGGCGGUGCCGGGAAGAUGGCAGGGUGUGAAGAGACAUGGCGGGGGGAGGGUGGGGAAGAUAGGGGGAGUAUUAGUUUUUAUAAAGAUAUAAACCUGAUUCAAAGCAGAGAGCCCCUUGCUGCCCGCAGUAGCCAUGUGGGCUGCCUCUGCCUGCUGAGCGCCCGGGGCAGGGUCAGGCCUCGCCGCAUCCUUCUGCGAGUGAACGUUUUGGUACCUGUAUGGGACUGGGGACCAAAAGCCAUUUGCUGUUGGUGUUUUGGCCGGGGACGCAGCUCUCUGGAGGAAAAAACCAGGGUCUUGGCUUUCCACAGUGCCCACACAGCAGAAGCAGGCAGCCCUCGGGGGCCAAAUAUCCCGAGUUUUGAGCCAUGCAGUCUGGCAGGAUUUUCUGGUGAUUUUACACCAGCCUUCGUGUUCAAACCCCCCUUCCGAGAGCAGCCAAGGAGAAACCACCAAGCAGACAAAAGAAAAAUGCCCUUCGGGCUUCAGGGAGUUGAUUCUCCCCUUGCAGCGAUGAUGAGUGCAGCACCUUCCAAAUAGCGGUUCUUUUUGUUAGGAAACCGAUGUUGCAGCCAAGUAGUAUGUCUCUUCUUGCGGGAUUUGGGUUCCCAACGCAAGUCCUGACUUGAGCGCUGAGUGAGUGGGCUGGUCCCAUCAGUUCAGGUGGCUCUGUUCCCACUUCCUUGGGUUUUCUUUGCUUUGUCUUCACCUCCAACACUUUGGUACUUGGUGUCAAGAGAGGAAAAAAAAAAUUAUUUAUUUUUGAUGCUACAGAAGCCACAUGCAUUAACCCUUUUUGGGGAGCAACUGUUUUAGCGGCGAAAUACAAAGCUACUCUUUUUUUUCCCUACCAGCUCAAAAGUGAUCAGGUUUUAAAAACAACACGUGCAGGCUAUUAGUUGUGGGUUUUGCCUCCUUGCUGUCAAGACAUAGGUCUUGGUUUAGCAAAUGCUGGCAUGGAAAGCCUGGUGGCACGCUUUUAGGGAGCUUGGUUUUUCCUGGGAGUUUGUUACGUUCAGCUCAGCUGAGCAUCCUCUUGGAGGAAUGGCUGGUGUUCGACAGAGCACGUUAAGUGUGUGCUGAACUGGCAGCACACGCUUGAAGGUUCAGCUGAGCCAGGUGGGAUGCCGUGGCAGUGCCGUUCCCACCAACUCUGCUUUCUGCAAUAAUUAAAAAGACUUUUCCAAUUAGUA
Messenger RNA from Falco peregrinus (peregrine falcon), 3186 nucleotides. RefSeq names its product ADP ribosylation factor like GTPase 4C (gene ARL4C). The transcript has a single exon. Gene Ontology annotation, biological process: intracellular protein transport; endocytic recycling. Gene Ontology annotation, cellular component: cytoplasm. The record is from RefSeq and is a predicted model, not a curated record. NCBI's taxonomy places the organism in Eukaryota, Metazoa, Chordata, Aves, Falconiformes, Falconidae. Bases 175 to 753 code for a protein of 192 amino acids. Gene Ontology annotation, molecular function: GTPase activity; GTP binding.